Messenger RNA from Drosophila eugracilis, 1329 nucleotides. RefSeq lists its product as uncharacterized. The transcript has 3 exons. Bases 10 to 1194 code for a protein of 394 amino acids. NCBI's taxonomy places the organism in Eukaryota, Metazoa, Arthropoda, Insecta, Diptera, Drosophilidae. The record is from RefSeq and is a predicted model, not a curated record.
UAUAACAACAUGGCUGAAAAUACCACCGAGCUAAACCAUCCAGAAUGGUUGAAUGUGCAGUUCAUAACUGAAGUUCUUAAUAACUAUAAAAAGGAGAUCGACCUUAAGGUUACCCAUUUGGUCAUCACCCCUGGAAGUUCUGUAGGUGAUAACUAUGCCAGUGUUAUGUAUCGAGCAAGAGUGGAUUAUACAAACCCAAAGGGAACCUUCUCCAAAUCACUGAUUAUCAAAACGGUGUCCGAAAUGUUUGCCGGUUCUUCGCUAUUUAAAACUGAAAUUGGGAUGUAUAAGAAAGUUCUGCCCGAGUUCGAGAGGAUACUUCGAGAAUCUGGUGAUACAUCCAAGCUAUAUGCAGACUGUGUAUAUUAUAGCCUCGAGCCGCGACAGGUUAUAAUUUUUGAAGAUCUCGUAGAGUUGGGCUAUGAAAUGGCAAGAAAUCGUGCUCUCUCGCAUCAGGAGAUAUCUAGUGCCUUGUCCAAGCUGGCUAAAAUCCAUGCAACCAGCAUGAAAAUCAUUAACGAGCAACCUGAGUUCCUUAAGGAGUUCAAUGAUGGAAUUUGUCUUGUAGACAUUCCCUAUAUGAACUCAGGUGCGGCUCCGUUUACUGAAUUUUUAGGUCAGAUUUCUGAACUGAAAAAAUAUCAGCCGCACUUUGAGAAGAUAGGUACUAGCUUUAUUGGCAGACUCAAAGACGUUAUGAAGGAGUACCAGACGAAUCCCCAACCAGGUUACUACGUUCUCUGCCAUGGGGAUUACCACACCCGAAAUGUAAUGUUCAAACACAAUAAGAAAUCUGGAUCCUUCGAGGAUUGCAUGUUGCUGGACUACCAGGGAUGCUAUGUUGCUCCUUUGGCAGUGGACCUAAUGUACUCCAUUUACAUGUUGAUGAACCGGGAACAGCGUACUGGGGAGCUGGAGACCCUACUUAACUACUACUUUUUCGUCCUUCUACAGACUCUUAGAAAGAUUGAUUACCAGGGAGUAAUGCCUACUCCUCUGGCUUUCUGGUCGGAAAUGAAACGCCUUAAGGAUUACGAAUUCCUCUUCCUAAGCACUUACUUGCCAAUGUCGGUGGGCCUUAGCCUUGGUGGCAAUUAUAACCAAGAAACAGAUCAAAAAUUAAAAGAUUACAUUGAAGAAUGUAAGAUAAUGCUGGCUAGAUUCGAAAGAUCAGGAUAUUUUGAAGAUCUUUAAGAUUGGAAAUUUAUAAAAGAUAUUCAUGAACAAGAAGUUAACCAAAAACAGACAAUAAAACUGUUAGAAAAUUACGAACCGCUCUCUUAAACGUUAUAUUUUUAAGUACAUUAAUAAAAAAUGUUUUUGGAUUGA